GUCGAGAGGAUGAGGCAGUUGGUAGCAAUCGUGACGAUCGUGUCCACGGUGGGAGGAUGUCUGGCCGGUGGGCAGGAUUUCCUCUCGAAAUCCUUGAACGAGUGCGUCGCAGCCGACUCGUGGCUGUCCUGCCUGAAGCAAGAGGUGCUCGGAUAUUUGGACGGGAAGCUUGGGACCAGCACCGAGGCGAGGUCCCUGGACACCGUGGACGAGGCUAUCGUCGCGAGGACGUUCAAGUAUCUGAAGGGUUUCGACUACGGUGUGGAUCUGCCUUUGCUCGACGCGAGCCUCAAGUACAGGCCGAGCAGAAGUUUGGCGGAUCUGGAUAUCGAGUUCAAGGGUGACCAAGUUGCCACCAGUCAGGCGAGAGGAAUGCUGAAGAAGAAGCUGCUCCUGCCUUUCCUCCUCCUGUUGAAAUUGAAACUGAAGGCCCUUAUGCCGAUCCUCGUCGCAGUAGUCGGUCUGAAGGCGUUGAAGGCUCUCAUCCUCUCGAAACUCGCGGUCCUCCUAGUCGUUGGAUUCAUCGCCGUGCAACUGUUCAAAGGUGGAAUGAUGAUGCCAAUGGGAAUGUCGAUGGAACCGGCUGCGCAGACGUACGGAGCUCCACCCUUGCCCUCGACCACGUCGAGCUACGACCCGGCCAACACGUGGGACGGAAACGGGCCUUAUUCCCGCGUGUGGACGCCGACCAACGGUGUGGAAGCGCAGAAUCUCGCCUACUCUUACUACUCUCCGAGCACCGGCUCCAACUCGUACAGCGGCUCCUCCUCGUCCUCCUCGUCCUCCUCGUCGUCGUCGAUCAAUUCCGCCAGCUCGACCAACUACUAGUCGAUUCGU
Molecule: messenger RNA, 837 nt
Organism: Apis florea (little honeybee)
Lineage: Eukaryota; Metazoa; Arthropoda; Insecta; Hymenoptera; Apidae
Gene: Osi20
Product: DUF1676 domain-containing protein Osi20
Cellular component (GO): membrane
Source: RefSeq, a predicted model, not a curated record